Molecule: messenger RNA, 3453 nt
Organism: Plasmodium gonderi
Lineage: Eukaryota; Apicomplexa; Aconoidasida; Haemosporida; Plasmodiidae
Exons: 1
Coding region: 1-3453 (1150 amino acids)
Biological process (GO): protein unfolding; protein transport; 'de novo' cotranslational protein folding
Molecular function (GO): protein folding chaperone; peptidyl-prolyl cis-trans isomerase activity; ribosome binding
Source: RefSeq, a predicted model, not a curated record
AUGAUUGGAAAACUCGGGAGGAAGCACAAAGUUUUCCUUCUUAUGUACUUUAUCCUUUACCACAUUGAUGCACUUCUGCACAUGAGUGGACGUCACGAAAAUUACGAAAAAAAAAAAAAAAAACUUAGUGUGAACUUGAAAGAUAAGCAUAAAAUUACUAUGGGAAAAAAAAAAGGAAACCGAUUAAAUUCGAGACAACAAAAAUAUAGAAAAAAAAUUCACUUUCCAUUGACAAGUUUCCUAUAUAUCGAGAGGGGGAGAAAAAAUAAUCGAACUCCUGCUAAGAGCAAAGCAAUCCCAUUGGAUGUCAGAGGAAAUUAUUUCUUACGCCCCAUAGGGAAGUUUCUUUCUAUGAAAAUUUUUUUUUUUUCCCAACUGAAAAAGCACGAUGGGAGAAGAAUAAAAUGGCAUUAUUACGCAGGUGGAGUGGGAGAAAAAAAGCAUGAAUUUAGAACGAAGCUUACUAUGGACAAGACCGGAGAGGAAAAAAGGAAUGGUGAAAAAAGUGUAAACACGGAACGUGCAAAUGGUGAGAGGACAAAAAGGGAGAGGCUCAUCGAGCAUAUGGAGAAAGGACUCCUAGCAAUUGAGUACAUAGACGAAAACAACGAGAGCAGUGAUGUUUUGCUAAAAGUGCAUAUAAAGAGUAAGCUAAGAGAAUACUACUAUGACUUGUGUGUAAAAGAAUACAGAGAAAGUAAACUGAAGGAAAAUAAAUAUGAAUAUUGUUACUUGAAGGAUGUUCCAAUUAACAAUUUAAUUAAUUACAUUAAGAAAGAUGAUUACUUGAAUAUUUUUUUAAAACAUGUAAAUGAAGAUGUUAUAAAGGUUUAUAAGAAAAUGAAGAAUUUACAUUUAAUAGGUUCACCAAGAUUGAUGAACAACAUUGAUCAUAUGACCAUUAGCAAAUUUAAUGAUGUCCACUUCAUUUUUUCUAUUGAUAAGUUCCCUAAAAUUAAAUUUAAUAAAUCAUAUAUCCAUUUACAUAUGAAUGUUGAAAUACCUCCAUAUGAAAAAGGUAGUACCUUCAAAGAAUUUUUAAAAAUUAUCAAGAAUGAAAAAGAAAAUGAAAUUAGCAUAGAUUCUGAUGAAAAUCAUAAAGUAGAAUGGAAUAAUGAUGUUCAUAUAAACAUAUUAAGGGGAUGGGUAUACAGUUCCAAUAAUGAAUAUUAUAAUACCAUUUGUCAUGUUCAGGCAGAUGUACCACAUAAAUGUGGACAAGAAGCAGAAGAUGUCAAAUCAGCAAUUUACAAGGAAGAAAAAAGUACAACAAAAGAACAAGUAAACACAGAAGAGUUUAAAAUAUUGGAUAAUCACAACAAAAUUAAUGAUCUAAUUGAUAUAGACAAAGAUGAAGAAAAUUUUAUUAAUAAUUCAGAAAAUUAUAAUGAAAAGAAUGAGAAAAAUAAUUCUUUUCAAAAUGAUGAAAAUUUUUUUAAUAAUACAAAUAAUAAGACUGACAAAGAGGAGUGGAAAUAUUACGACGAAUUUUUGAAAAAUUCCAAUUUUUCAAAAUAUUUUAAGGAAGGGUAUCAACUGCCAAAGGAUGUUAUAAACAUGAAUAAUGAAGUCAUAUCUGUAAAGGAAAAUUAUAACCCAUUAGGAUUUAAUGAGUCCCUCAUCGGUGUGUCGAAAAAUGAGAAAAAAAACAUAACAGCAUAUAUUCCAGUUAAUCUUUUUAAAAAAUAUUUUGACACACCUACAGUAGAAGUAUCACAAGAAAUAAAUCAGCAAAAUGUCCCCAAUUUUAAGGAAAUCAACAAGGAAAGUAUAAGCAAAUUCAGGGAAAUAAUAUACACAGAAAUUAAGAAGCUAAAAAAUGGUAGUUUCUUUCAGAAACUGGAAAACAUUCUUAAAAGUAAUCAAGACAAAUUUUUUGACAGUGAGUCACUUGAAAGUAAAUCCAAGAGCAACAUCCCUGAGGAUGACAGUCAAAGCAUAGAGCAGCAUGAUGAAAGAGAAGAAAAAAAUGAAGGAGGGAAAAGCGAUAAUAUCGAGAGAAGUAUCAAAAAUAAAACAGAGGAAAAGGAGGAGCUCACGUAUCACGACAUGCCCAAGGAAGAGGACAUCGAAUAUAUUUUAAACGAUAAUAAUGUUUUGUAUGAAGAGGAUGAAGUGGAUGAUAAAGUGGAGGGAGAGGAACGUGUGAAUGGAGGCAACAACGUGAAGGAAAGAGAGAAUGUCCAAGAAAAAGAGCAGACACAACAGCAGGGAGUAGUUCCGCUGAAGCAGAAUCAGAAAAAUGGAAAUGCAGUGGAUCAAAACGAAGAGGAAAUGUUCAACAAAAAUUUUGACAAAUAUCUGGAAGAACUACUAAAAGAUGAUAUCAAUGCCCUUGAUGAAAAACUGUACAGGGAAGAGACACAUGGAAAAGUGGAGGAUAUUGUGCGAAACGUGUGUGAUACAAGUGAAUAUGAGAAAGAUGAAAAUGGAAAAGUAGACACAGAUGAAGAUGGUGACGAAAUAAUGCUGAAUGAUUACAUACUUGGGAAGUGUGAUCUAAUUAAGUGUGUUUUGGAGGCAGAAAUAUUAGAUAUCAAAAUACGAAAAAAAAAAGAAGAUAAUAUAAAUGAUUAUAUAUUAAAAAAGUACAAUAAAACAGCGAAUGAACUAUAUAAUGAAAUUGAAGAGAAAGCUAUGAAAGACAUACAAAAUAAAUGUGUUGACCAAAGAAGAAUGGAAGCAUAUAAAAAAUUAAUGGAAAUAACUUCGUUAAAUGUACCUGUAACAUUAUUUCGCGCACAAGGGAAAAGGUUAUACAACAUUUAUUUAAAAAGAAAAAAAAUGAAAAGUAACGAAAAUGGAAAAAACGAAAAAAUAUUAGAUUUUGAAGAGUUUAUUACAAAAUCGAAAAAAGAAAUUUAUGAUCAAAUUAAAUUUUCUUUCAUUGUUAAAGCAAUAUUUCACAAUUCCAAAUUAAAAAUAAAUUUUGACCAUGUAAUAAAAGAUGUGUUAAAAACGCUAAUUAAAACACCUACAAAUAAUGUCCAUUCAUUAAUAAAAAAAAUUUAUACAACACAUCAGGCACAAUGUGUCCUCGAUUUUGUUUCUUUGAAUGCAAAUAUUUCUUUCAAGACUAAUCACAACUCAUCUGUGAACUUUUCCGUUACCAUGAAAAAGGGAUCUCACUACACAAAAGAAGAAUUUCUGAAUGAUAGCAAUGAAUUGGAUAGAACUAAAGCUGGCAUCCAAACAGGUGACCUGUCAUUAUCCCCAUCACAGAAUCCACCUGCUGGCAACGGAGAGGUGGACGAGAAAAAUGCCACAUGUGGGGAUAUAUUAAACCGUGUAGAUGAAAAGGAAAAACAGAAAAUUUUCAAUUUUACAGAAGAGUCAAAUUUUGUAAUUGAGAAAAAGAAGGAAAAUAAUGAACAUGUAAAACUGGAAUAUUUUACAUUUAAAAAGGGCGCAAAUUAUACCAAAUCUUUUGAAGAAAAAUACAAAAAAAAAUGA